Messenger RNA from Cuscuta epithymum, 5339 nucleotides. The record is from the annotation of a GenBank genome assembly. Lineage: Eukaryota; Viridiplantae; Streptophyta; Magnoliopsida; Solanales; Convolvulaceae.
AUAUAAUUGAAGAACAAAGCCAAAAAAGCUUAUCAUCUCACCCAACCACUCCCAAAAAUUCGGCCACACACUCUCAAGGAGGAGGAGGAGCUCUGAAAAUAUCAUCCUCCAUAGCCAUGAACCGAGCUCAUGUUUGAAGGAGGUUCAAGGAAGAAGAAAAGCUUGGAAAAGAAGAGAAAAACUUAGUAAAAUUAAGGAAUUUUACCAAGGUAUUCUAGACUUCUCAAGGAACCUAGGAGUGGCCGGAAAGUCGCCGGAGCCGCCGGAGUUUUCGCCGGAAAAUUCAAAAGUCACCGGAGUUCAAACAAAGAAGAUAAAAGCUUGCUAGCGCCAUUUCAAGGUUGAAGCUAGAGCUUACUUCCUGCACCCGUUGCUCGGGAGAUCGAUGGAGAGAAGACGUGGAAUGGGUGGUAGUGAUAGGGCGGUUCGAGGAAAUCCGAGAGGGCGCGGACCGGGGAUAGCCGGGCAAGCCAAUCGGGGGAUAUCAAGGUCGCGUAAAAGGCGAGGUAUGGGCAACCAAGGCCCACAAACACGAGCCGCGAUGGCUGAUCACAAUGUGACUGAAUUCGAGUCGUGGAACUCGGAGGAUGACUCAACUUAUCAGCCUGAAAGUGAGUCUGAAGAAACUUCUUUUGAAGGAAAUGAUGGAGAGGAUAUGCACAGUAUUCCUCCUGAUCAGAUUAGUGAGAUGUACCGAUGGUACCAGCGGGAAAGGGAAAGGCAACGACAGAGAUCCCAGAUGGGACAUGUCAGAGACGACACCUCUCGCAGGAGGGGUCGGGGUGCUCAUAGAGUACAGGUUAAGACAAUUAGAGAUUCUGAUGGUGAAGGACCAUUCAUUAAGAUCUCAAAGUACCUCAAAGAGGCUAGGGCCUUGGGGUGCAAACCGUUUGAUGGGACGGGGGAUAUCUCGGAAGCGGCCGAGUGGAUAAAAAGGUUAAAUGAUGCAGCCGAUGACAUGCAAGUGGUCCCUGAUCGGAAGUUAAGGGUAGCCACUAGAUUGUUGGAAGGUUUAGCUUCUACUUGGUGGGAAGGCAUCAAGGGUAAGUUCGACGGAGUUGUCACGUGGGACAACUUCGAGCAAUCAUUCUAUGAACAGUUUUAUACCUCUUUCGAAGUUAAUCGAAAGAGGAGGGAAUAUACAAAUCUCAAGCAGGGCAAUGAGUUUACGGUAAAGCAAUUAGAACAAAGGUUCCGACAUUUGGCAAGGUUCUUGCCUGAAUAUGCCACCAAUGAGGAUCGAAUGGCGAACCAUUUUUGGAAUGCACUGAAUUUGGAGGUACGCGAAAGGGCGACCUAUCAAUUCAACAUGACUUUUAGUCAAGUAGUAGCCCAGGGUCUCCAGGGGGAGGAGCUUUGGGAGGAAAGGCAAGCAAGGGGUGCUAAGGAAGCACAAGAAAGGGAUCAGAUGAUCAAUCAUCCUCUGCGACGAGAGAGGAAGUAUGACUUUCAAAACGAGGGGGACUCUAGCAAGUUAGUUCCAUUUUCAAAAGGGAGCAAGGACUGGGUAAGUCAAAGCUCAAGCACUCGGGGCACGGGAGCACCCAAAUGUGAGAAUUGUAGGCGAAAGCACUACGGGAUAUGUCUAGAACCAUCUAGAUGCUACUUUUGUGGAGAAACGGGCCACAUAAAGGCUCUUUGUCCUCAACGUGUACGGGGAGGAGCCUUGGGGGCCCACAGGGGAGUCACGGAGGUUGCAAACCCAACAGGGAUUGUUUCAAAUGUUUUACCAUCCACCAAUCGGGGAAGAACUCGUUCGUGAAGGCAAUGAAUGACAGAAGCCAUUUGUGGGAAUGACUAUGACAUAAGGUAAUAUUAAUUUAAACCCUUCAUUUCAAAAAAAAUUGAUGUUGAAAAUGGUUAGCUUCAAUUAAUGAAGGGGGGAGUGUUUCUCAAGGUUAAGACGCUAAUUUCGGGGACGAAAUUCCUGUAAGGGGGGGUGAACUUGUAACACCGGACCCGAAUUUUACCCAGAUAAAUUUUUUUUCGUAAAGUACUUGGUUAAAGAAGGUAAAACAAGACUAAGGGUAGUCUUGAUAAAUGAGGAAGUAAAAAUUUUGUCUUAAAUUAAUAAAGGGUUAUUAAUUUAGAUGUGGGGAGCACUCAUGAUAUUUCGAGUUUAUAAAAUAUUAAUGUUUAUCAAAAUGAUACUAUUAUGAUAGUAGGAAUGGGUCGUGGACCCCAUUGUUAUAAAGAGCGACAACUGGACGGCCGAGCGGGCCAGGGCCACUAUUCGAUAGUGGGGAGUCCUUAACUAUCGGACUGUCAAUAAUUCGUAGGACUACGAAUUUAUAACAGAAGAAAUAUAAACAUUCUAAGAAACCAAAAUAAUGGGAUGAAUAAUAUUGAUUAACUUGGUAUAUUAAAGGAUGGUACUUUUGGAGGACCCUACCUUAAAGAUAUUUUAUUUUGGGAACAAACAGAUAAGAUUUUAUCUGUUUUUACAUUUGGGAUCACUUAAAAAGAUGUGUAGCAUUUUAUUAAAAUGUCACAAAAUAUCAAUACACAUAUUGAGUCAUGAGAAAUUGCUAAUGAAUUUACGAGAUGACGCGUUCUCAUUUUUACUGUUACUUGAACAGUAAAAUACACGUUGGGCCCACACGUGAGUGACGACCAUCCGAUAUUUACGGACCACAUAUUAUAUUCAUCUUGGUCUAGAUAAUAUUUAUAUGAGUUUGUAAAUAAAUUGAGCCAUAAAGUUGGCCUUUCGAUCAAACGAGGUCCCAUUACCGGUAUAGGUAAUUAAACAGAUAACAGCCCGAAAUUAAUUUCGGCGACCACGAAAUUAAAGUGGGAUAAUAUAUAUUCAUUCUAAAGGCCAAUAUUAAUUGGAAGAAUGAUAUAUAUUUUAUUUGACCCGAUAAAAUGAAAUUUAAUUAAAACAGUCCAGAAAAUACAACUUUCGGGGCCGAAUGUACACUUCGGGACUUAAAGGGAUGACCUCCCACAUGGGUGGGGGCCACCCCACGAUUUUGUCAAUCAAAUAACUCUGGAUUGACUCAUGUUGGGGCUGUGAGACAAAGGAAAAUGGGGGAAGGACCAAACAUAAUGUGCAAUGGGACCAUUUCCCAUAUAAUUGAAGAACAAAGCCAAAAAAGCUUAUCAUCUCACCCAACCACUCCCAAAAAUUCGGCCACACACUCUCAAGGAGGAGGAGGAGCUCUGAAAAUAUCAUCCUCCAUAGCCAUGAACCGAGCUCAUGUUUGAAGGAGGUUCAAGGAAGAAGAAAAGCUUGGAAAAGAAGAGAAAAACUUAGUAAAAUUAAGGAAUUUUACCAAGGUAUUCUAGACUUCUCAAGGAACCUAGGAGUGGCCGGAAAGUCGCCGGAGCCGCCGGAGUUUUCGCCGGAAAAUUCAAAAGUCACCGGAGUUCAAACAAAGAAGAUAAAAGCUUGCUAGCGCCAUUUCAAGGUUGAAGCUAGAGCUUACUUCCUGCACCCGUUGCUCGGGAGAUCGAUGGAGAGAAGACGUGGUUCGUGCUUCCUCUCGUUCCAUUUUUAAAUAAUUAAAUAAUGCUCAUGGAACUAUUUUGACUUAUAAAUUAAUGGAGCCUGCGAGCUCUUGUUUUACCCUUGUGUGGGUUCUUAUUAAAAAACUUAUAUUCCGCUAUGUGUUUGAUUGUAUGUUGAUGUUGUUAUGUAUGUUUACUAAUCGGUUUUGGCAUAUGUAUCUAUCGGACGUCUUGUGCAAUUCGGUAAGGAUGAACUGCGGUUAUUCUUAUUGGGUUGUACGACGGUUGUCCACGUGGCACAGACGCGGUCUGGGGCGUGACAAGCCCCAAAGGGCGACACUUGGCGGAUGUGCGUCGAUUACUCGGACCUCAACAAAGCUUGUCCGAUGGACCCUUACCCUGUCCCGAGGAUCGACCUGCUGGUGGAUGAAACAGCAGGCUGUGAGCUGCUCAGCUUCAUGGACGCAUUCAGGGGCUACCAUCAGGUGUUCAUGCACCCCGAUGAUGCCGAAAAAACGGCGUUCGUUACGGCGGACGGCGUGUAUUGCUACAUCGUCAUGCCGUUCGGCCUGAGGAACGCCAUGGCUACUUUUCAGAGGAUGAUUGGGAUGUUGUUCAAGGACGUACUUGGAAAGACAAUGGAAGCUUACGUGGAUGACAUCCUGAUCAAAAGCAAGAAAAAGGAGGAUCAUGUCCAGGACAUGGAGAGGGUCUUCAGCAUCAUGGAGAAGGCCAGCAUGAGGCUCAAUCCGAAGAAAUGUGCUUUCGCCGUCAGGGGCGGCAAGUUCCUCGGCUACAUGAUGAGCGAGCGGGGGAUCGAGCCUAACCCGGAGAAGGUGAAGGCGAUUAUGGACAUGGAGGCCCCAAAGAACCUAAAAGACGUGCAGCGGCUCACCGGGCGUCUGGCGGCCCUGAGCAGAUUCUUAUCCAAGCUGGAUGAUAAGGCGAUUCCCUUUUUUCAGAUCAUGAAGAAGGCCAAUCCCUUUCAAUGGACCCCGGAGUGCCAAACUGCUUUCGAAGAUUUCAAGGUAUAUCUCUCCUCCCCGCUCGUUCUCACCAAGGCAGAUCCCGGGGAGAGAUUAUACAUGUACUUGGCAGUAGCCGAUCUGGCCGUAAGUUCCGUGCUGCUGAAGGAAUCUGAAGGCGUUCAGCGGCCAAUAUACUUUGUGAGUAAGGCGCUGAACGGUCCCGAGACGAGGUACACACUGAUGGAAAAGACGAUCCUCGCCUUGAUUGCAUCCAUCAAGCGCCUGGCACCAUAUUUCCAAGCACACCCGGUGACUAUCUACACGACGCAGCCCCUCGCCACAGUCCUCAGGAACCCAAUGGCAAGCGGAAGGAUAACGAAGUGGUCCUUGAUGAUCGGCCAGUAUGACGUGGACUUCAAGCCGAGGCCGACGAUCAAAGGGCAGGCUCUGGCGGACUUCAUUGCGGAAUGCACCGCGCGCACCGAGGACGGAACCCAUGACAACAAUGACUUUGACGAUUGGUGGGAGAUGUACACCGAUGGGGCCUCGAGUGCGCGGGGCUGCGGCGGAGGAGCAGUGAUCACUUCCCCCGAAGGUUUCAAGGCCUACUACUCUAUGAAAUUUGAGUUCAAGGUCACCAACAACGAGGCUGAAUACGAGGCGCUUAUCGCAGGGCUGAAAUGCGCGAAAGCCCUCGGAGCAGCUCGCCUGAAGGUGAGAAUGGACAGCCAGCUGGUGGUAACCCAGAUGAACGGCACUGCAGAAACCAGGGAAGAGAGAAUGAAGGUCUACAAUGUGACACCGCACCCGAUUGUACUUGAAAUUUAAAGAGGAUAUGAAUUUGAAUUUCCUGACAAACACAAUUCAUAUAAUUGAUUGGCAUAUUUAAUUAAUGCAUGAUUAAUUAAAUUAUAUAUCAGG